Molecule: messenger RNA, 2107 nt
Organism: Acanthochromis polyacanthus (spiny chromis)
Lineage: Eukaryota; Metazoa; Chordata; Actinopteri; Pomacentridae
Gene: bpifcl
Product: BPI fold containing family C, like
Exons: 16
Coding region: 391-1824 (477 amino acids)
Molecular function (GO): lipid binding
Source: RefSeq, a predicted model, not a curated record
CAGACAGUCUAGACUGGAUUUAUGAUGAAUUUAAGGUUAUCUUCACAGACAAAAAAGAUUUUCUUUCAAAACUAAGGACAUUUCUAAGUGACCCUAAACUUUGAUCGGUAUUUAAUCUCAACAAACUACUUUAAUUUCGACAGUUAAAUAAAAUGAAAAGGUUGCUUCCUGUUCCUCAAAGAGCCACAGAACAAUGCAGUCUAUCCGGUCAGAUGUCAGAUAGUUUCACUUCUCAGUGAUACAGGAACUAAACGCCUCAACAGACAAACGGCAGCAAGGAGACAGGAGAAGAAGACGUGUAGAGCAAACUUCAGGAGCUGCUUUUCAACCCGGCAAAUUCACCCUGAACUUCAGAGGAGCUGCUGUUUGCUCUACAGGGGACCCGACAUCAUGCUUCCAGCUGUGAUAGCACUGCUCAUGCUGCUGUCCUGCACAUCUGGACAAAAUCCUGCCAUACAAGUCAUCCUGACCAACAAGGGACUGCAGUAUGGAAAGCACACAGGAGUAGGACUGAUCCAGGAGAAGCUGGAGAGCAUCACCCUCCCCGACAUCAGCGGCGAGGUCGACAUCAAAAUAGGCAGAGUUCACUACACGCUAACAGGCAUCGCAGUAAAACAGUGCGACCUUCCUGAGCCGUCUGUUCAGUUCUUUCAGGACGCUGCAGGGUUUAAAACGUCCUCUUUAGGUCUGAAUGCUGCUCUAGCAGGAGGGUGGAGGACGCGCUUUGGAAUAAUACACGAUGGAGGAUCCUUCGACAUGACGAUGUUUGGUGUGGAUGUGACGUCUGUGGUGGGGCUGGGCAAAGAUCCUGACGGCCAUCUGUUCAUCACCAGCAUCAGCUGCGAUGCUGUGGUUGGAGACGUGAACAUUAAUUUCCACGGUGGAGCCAGUUUUAUGUUCCAGCCCUUCGUACGUUAUUUCAAGGGUAGAAUCAGGAAUGAAAUCCAGUCUGGGAUCUGCUCUGCUGUGAACGGAUCUGUGGAAAAACUGGAGCUCCACCUGCAGGCCAUGAACGUUUCUUUUGAUGUGAAUGAAGUUCUGACUCUCGACCUUCCUCUCACCGGCACACCGAUCAUCGAUGCUUCAAGACUGAAUCUAGGCCUUAAGGGAGAGUUCUACAGCAUCAGAGCUCAUAAGGAGCCUCCGUUUAAGGCCCAGCCCUUCACCAUGCCUCAGCAGCCAGACUUCAUGCUGUCAGUGGGUCUGUCUGACUUCACUCUGAACUCGGCUUCUUAUGGAUACUACUCAGACGGACUGCUGCAGAUCCUCAUCGACGACAGCAUGAUCCCUCCUACUAGUCCUAUACACCUGAACACAACCUACAUGGGAAUGUUCGCCCCUCAGCUUCCUGAGAAGUUUCCUGGUCUGCUGAUGGAUCUGCAGGUUUACGCCAGAGAAGCUCCGAUGUUCUCCUUCCAGUCUGGAGCUGCUAAACUCAUCUCUCUGGUCGACGUGAAGGCCUUCGCCAUUGAGCCCAACGGCACCCAGGUCCCGCUGUUCAAACUCAACGUGGACUCUAAAUUCAGCACCAAACUGUGGAUCUCUGGUGGAAGUCUGAAGGGCUCCAUGACCAUGGAUAACUUUACUGUGACUCUGGCAGCGUCUGAAGUGGGACAGGUUAAGACUGAUGCUUUGGAACGCUCGUUGACGGUGGCGAUUAAGGCGACAGUUUUACCAAAAGUGAACGAUGCACUGAGCAAAGGUUGGAUUUUACCCAGAAUGAAACACGCCCAACUGGUCAACUCAGUCCUGAAGAUGGAGGAGGGAUUUCUGGCCGUCUUGUCGGACGUGGAGGUUCUGCUCACAGACAGAAGAUUCAACUGAUAGACCAUGAAAGACGGGAACUCUUCAUCUCAGACUUUAAACUGAACUGGAUGAGUCUGUUUCUGCUUUCACAUGGGGAGGAUAACGGUAUUUAAUAAUGAUCAUGACGCCGCGCUGUGCGUCACAUCAUCAGACCCCCAGCUCAUUUAAUUCACACACCUACAGCCUUCAAUCAUUAAACCUACAGUUAGACCUGAUAAAUGUUCAGAAUGUCAAUAAGCACUGCCCAAAAUCUGUUUUCUUUAUAAUAAUGAAUGGAAUUAAAUAUUUUACCAAUCCUUUA